AUGGCAGCAUUGGGUUUCGCAAUCGAUGCCGCUGGGCUCUUCGCCUCUCUCAGCCUCUCGGGCGCCUUCGACAAGCCCACCCCAGCUGAGGCAAAGACCAAUAUCCAGAUCAUCCUGGGUAGCGGUGAGAGAACCACAACGGCUGGAGGCCCGCGACCUCACAUCGCACUCUGGGACGAUGGCAAGUACAUCUCCUACUAUGGCCAUCGAAUCGGCCAGUACACUCCCGACAAGAAGAAGAUCAAGGCGGGCGACCAGACGAACAUUGUGAUCGAGCACACCCAGACUGAGCCCAAGCACUCGCAAGCCGACCCCUACUAUGUUAUGCUCUCCCAGAUGGACGAUGACGCCAUCUGCAUUUCGGCCGUGCUGGUGUCCAACGGCAAGAUCUCCGGUGCCUUCUACGGCGACACCGGGUACAAGUGCGGCCAGUCUUGGUUCGCAAGCGAGAACCGCAUUGGCUCCGACUUCGAGGCGCCGCGCUGCGUCUGGCUAGACGCCAACCACGACAACGGCAUCAACGCCCGCGCUAUUAGCUUCCACCUUAACGACAUGCAGCCCAACGACGACAAGCUGGAGCAGUACUAUGAGAACCUUGACACCCUCUGCAAGAGUACGCCUCGCUUCUCCUUCUGGGGUAACCUCCUCCCUGACGCUAUCCCGCCUAUGUUUAAGCCUAGGCUUAAGUACAAGAACGGCAACGGCGCCGACGAGGACCUGAGUAAGGUCCUUGACGACCCCGAGCACCCGUGGGACAAGGGCGCGUACAUGGCCCCAAAGAAGGUUAAUAAGCCCAAGCGCCGGGACGUCCACGUCAAGCGCCGCAGUAGCAACCGCAAUACCGGCCAUCUCAUUAUCUCCGACCAGGACACUGACGUCCGCGAGAUCUGUGAGUCUGAGACGUCUUACGGCUGGGACAUUGUGUCGACUAAGCAGAAGCUCUUCUGUGACAUGGAGCACAAGCAGCUCUACCCUCUCUGCGACACUUCCGUUACUACCAAGUGCUUUGAUGUCGACCAGAAGACGCUUGCUGGCGCGCCGGGCCUGGACACGCGCGAUGAAGAAGUCAUCAAAAUGAGAUUCGGAAGGUCUUACAACACUACCAAUGUCUGGAAGUCUUAG
Molecule: messenger RNA, 1122 nt
Organism: Colletotrichum graminicola M1.001
Lineage: Eukaryota; Fungi; Ascomycota; Sordariomycetes; Glomerellales; Glomerellaceae
Exons: 2
Coding region: 1-1122 (373 amino acids)
Source: RefSeq, a predicted model, not a curated record